Parnassius apollo (apollo) is the source of this 825-nucleotide messenger RNA. The record is from the annotation of a GenBank genome assembly. NCBI's taxonomy places the organism in Eukaryota, Metazoa, Arthropoda, Insecta, Lepidoptera, Papilionidae.
AUGAAAUAUUCAGCACCUUUAGUCGACGGUCUUUUUUUGUUAUCAAAGAGUCAAACCAAAAAAAGAUUUAUUAAUACAGGAAUAGAAAGUUUAAAUGCUGUUUUGGGAGGAGGAAUCCCUGUUGGAUACAUCACAGAAUUAUGUGGUCUGGCUGGAUCUGGAAAGACACAAUUAGGUUUUCAAUUGGCGAUAAAUUGUGUGAGAGAAACUGAAAAUACGAUACUUUUUGUUGAUACUAAGGGAGAUUUUGAUGCCGUUAGAAUUCAGAAAAUUUUAGAUAAUAUAGGUUCUUCACAUCAGGAAAUGGCAAGAGCUCUUUUAAAAAUUGAAAUAGUACAGAUAUGGACUAUGGAGGAAUUAAUUGAAUUGUUCAAGAAAUUAAAAAAUAAAUCUGUAAGCAUUGAAAAUUUAGCAAUGAUAAUUAUUGAUUCCUUGCCAUGCUUGAUGUUUCAACAUUUUGGAGAUGAUAACAAAAUAGGUUUGACUUAUUUAAACAUAUUUGUUAAUUACUGUCGCUCAUUGUGCAAAAAUCAUGAAAUUGGUGUUUUGUGCAUUAAUAUACAAACAAGAUGGGUGGAGCAGGAUAUAACAGAUUAUAUAGAUGAUAAAGACCAAACAAGAGAUAUAACGUAUGUAGAAAAACAAAACCGUUGCUUAGGAAAGUACUGGCAACACAUUCCAGCAGUUAUUAUUUUCAUUGAUAAGUUGAAAUUAGAUAAAAUGAGGAACAAUGGUUUUUGUGUGAAAGCAACAGUUCUUAGAUCUAAUGAAAUAAUACUUGAACAGCAUUGUAUAUUAACUGUAGAUAGCUUGGGUGUAAGAUAA